AUGGAUUUUAGCAACCACAAGAUGCCUUAUUCCCCUACCUCUUCCUCCUCCUCCAUCUCCUCCACGCCUCGCCCGACAACCACCACCGCCACCACCUUCGCCGGCGGGGCCACGACGACCUCCACCACCGCUGCCACCGCCGACCCGAUGCACUCGUGGUGGGAAUCCAUCUCCAGAGCACGCUCCCGCAUUCUCGCUCUGAACUCCCUCCUUCCUCCCGAUCCCUCCUCUUCGCUCUCCCUCUCUUCUCUGGCAGACUCCGACCAGCCGGCGCUCUCCUUCCUAUCGUCCCUCGACGCCUAUUCGCUCUUCUCGUCUGCGAUUUCGGCUCCUUCUUCAGGUUCGGGCUCCGAUCCUCUCUGCCAGUGGCUGUACGAGACCUACCUUUCGGCCGAUCCUCACCUUCGUCUGAUCGUUCUCUCUUUUGUUCCCCUCCUAACCGGAAUUUACCUCUCCCGGAUCCACUCCUUGGAGUCAACAUACGCUCCUUCUCUCGCUGGUUUUGAAGCUGUCCUCCUUGCGAUCUACUCGACGGAGGUGAAAUCUCGGGCUGGGAAGCCCGUUCUGGCGCAGAUUCCAGAUCUCUCGCAGCCGUCUCUGUAUCACAGUCCUCGGAACAAGCAACAAAGACCCACUAAGCCGAGGCCUUUGGUUGGUAUUUUGAGUGCUCCGUUGGAGCCUCAGCUUGCUGUGAAGUCAACGAAGCGGCCGAUCAUCGUAGGCGUGGCCCUUGAUUGCUAUUUCCGGCAGAUCUCGCAGAUGCCGAGUUGGUCUAAGGUGGAAUUGUGCAAAUAUGCGGCUGCGUGGGCUGGGCAGGACUGUGUUUGCAAGAACAAGUUUGAUGCCGAGGAGAAAUCUGAGAAGGAAUACGCCAAUGAGAAUGGCGCGGGGUACUUUCUAGAGGGCAGCAACUUGAGCAAUGGGUUCGACCAAAAUGGCCACGGUAAUGGUGUUGAGAUUGAACAUGAGGAAGAUGUUGUGGAACGGAUUAGGGAAUUGAAGAUUGAAAGAGUUGAUUCAGGGGAAUUGGAAUUGAAGGGGGUGAGGAUACCCCUGGCUUGGGAAGUUUUGCAGCCAUUGUUGAGGAUUUUGGGGCACUGCUUGUUGGGUCCAUUGUGCGCCCAAGAUGUCAAAGAUGCUGCUUCUGUGGCAGUCAGACGAUUGUAUGCGAGAGGGUCUCAUGAUUUGCUUCCACAGGCGAUAUUGGCCACUCAGAGCUUGAUUCGGCUUGAUAAUAGAGCAAGGGAGACUGCACAGGUAGCAGCAGCUACAAGUACGCCGUCAAAUGCAACUACACCCAGCAAAGCUAAGAAGCCUGAAGUUCUAUUGGUUUCCAAAUGA
Molecule: messenger RNA, 1341 nt
Organism: Linum tenue
Lineage: Eukaryota; Viridiplantae; Streptophyta; Magnoliopsida; Malpighiales; Linaceae
Source: the annotation of a GenBank genome assembly